ACGAGCCAUCUAUGUUUGCAGAGAGAAGAGCCCAGCAGCCACCGGCCCAGGCGCGGGACGCGCAGUUGUGGGAUCUAGCAACAAAUGAAAAACUACAAGAACGUUUUCUGCAAGAGGUACAGAUGGCAGAACUUUGGUUAUCUAGAGGAGAGAAUGGAAUGGGGGUACAACACCUCAGCAAUGCCCUUUCAGUCUGUAUGCAACCACAGAAGCUUCUCCAUGUUUUCAAACGCACACUCCCUCCCAAAGUAUUUCAGAUGCUAUUGCACAAAAUUCCCCUUAUCUGCCAGCAAUUUGAGGCAAACAUGAAUGAACAGGAAUGCUUGGAGGAUGAUUCUGAUUGAAAACAUUUCAACGUAUCCACAGUCCAGUCAGAAUACUGUGUUCUAUACAGUAUAAACAACUAACUGCUCAGUGAUACUUCCAUUUAUUUUACUUUUAGUAAUAAAAAUUUUUUCUACCUUAU
This is a messenger RNA of Dipodomys ordii (Ord's kangaroo rat), 466 nucleotides long. RefSeq names its product translocase of outer mitochondrial membrane 20 homolog (yeast)-like (gene Tomm20l). Gene Ontology annotation, cellular component: mitochondrial outer membrane translocase complex; mitochondrial outer membrane. The coding region runs from base 12 to 344 and encodes 110 amino acids. NCBI's taxonomy places the organism in Eukaryota, Metazoa, Chordata, Mammalia, Rodentia, Heteromyidae. Gene Ontology annotation, biological process: protein import into mitochondrial matrix; protein targeting; tRNA import into mitochondrion. The record is from RefSeq and is a predicted model, not a curated record. The transcript has 4 exons. Gene Ontology annotation, molecular function: transmembrane protein transporter activity.